Messenger RNA from Juglans microcarpa x Juglans regia, 2752 nucleotides. Its product is annotated as homeobox protein BEL1 homolog. Gene Ontology annotation, molecular function: RNA polymerase II cis-regulatory region sequence-specific DNA binding; DNA-binding transcription factor activity, RNA polymerase II-specific. Lineage: Eukaryota; Viridiplantae; Streptophyta; Magnoliopsida; Fagales; Juglandaceae. The coding region runs from base 446 to 2425 and encodes 659 amino acids. The record is from RefSeq and is a predicted model, not a curated record. The transcript has 5 exons. Gene Ontology annotation, biological process: regulation of transcription by RNA polymerase II.
GAGAGAGAGAGAGAGGGGGUGGGGGCUUGUAUCAAAUGAUGAACAUGGCUGGGAGGUCAUCAUCACCCUUAUCUGAUCUUCUAUUUCUGAGGAGAUAUAUCUGAUCUUUCUUCCGAGGUUGGCUUUCAUGGAAUACCAUAUUCAUGUUGGCAUAUUAAGAGAAGAAUUCCCUCCUUCCCCAUCGUUUAGCCAGUUCCCUCUACCGAGUUCCACCCCCAACACAAACACGUGCAUCCACUUCUUGAUCUCCAUAGCCAGAGAAUCCACUCUUCCAUUUCUGGUUUCUGGGUUCUUUUCGUUGGAGUGAAUCUUGGGAGGAUUGUAAUUGUAGAAUCAACAUCCAUUUCGAUAUCAGAAGCUGCUACAUGCAAGCGUAAUAUAUAUUAAAAGCAAGAGAAGAUUUGUGUUUCAUGGCUCGAGAACACUGUGAAGGUAAAUCGGGAACAUGGUUUCUUCAGCUGGCUUUUGUUACUCGGAUGUUUCUAGUAACCCGAACAUUCAGACUCAUCUGGUGAACCAGAUCCAAGGCUUUGGGUCCAACCAAGAGAUGUUCAACUUGACCACUGGCAUGGAUAUGAUAGGGAUUUCAAAGAAUCUACACGGCCAACAGAGUGACAGUGACUCAGUCAUGUGGAAAGGGUUCUUUGGAAAGUCUCAAAGCCACCCUGGUCCAUCCUCUUCAAAGACGAUCAACGAGUCUACGAGUGAUUUUUAUCAGCAUGAGUUCAAUAAGCCUGAUUUCACAACUGGUAUUUCUGAAACAAGUAGCGAGAACCUAAUAGUUGCAGCACAAGAAUCUGGAGCUUGGCAGGAGAAUAGACUGCUCGUCGAUGAUUCUUCUUUGAGAUGUGUGUUUCCUUGUGAAGGAAAUGAAAGGCCAAGUCAAGGUCUUUCACUCUCUCUUUGUUCAAGCAAUCCCUCAACUAUAGGGGUACAAUCCUUUGAGCUAAGGCACAGUAAUCAUCACCGUCAAGACCAACAAGAUGAUAUGAGGUUUGUUGCUUCAAGUUCUAGAGAUGGGUUUUACGGAAAAUCAUCCAACAUCCAACAGCAACAAAUAAUGCAAGAUGGGUCAUUGGGAAAAGCUUCAAAUCUUCAUCAAGAGCAGUUCCAGCUCAGGAACUCAAAGUAUUUGGCCCCUGCACAGGAACUUCUGAAUGAGUUCUGUAGCCUUGGAGCAAAGCAAACUGAUCCACUGAAGCAAAAGCCCCACAAGGCCAAGAAGUGGGAAGAGGAUAAUGGCAGUAGUUCUUCCAGAAAGCAGGCUCUUCACUCCAUCGAAUACAUGGAAUUGCAGAAAAGAAAGGCAAAAUUGCUUUCAAUGCUGGAAGAGGUGGAAAGAAGGUACAGGCACUAUUGUAAUCAAAUGAAGGCAGUGGUGUCGUCUUUCGAAGCCGUGGCUGGCCACGGGGCAGCGACGGUCUACUCUGCGUUGGCUUCAAAAGCCAUGUCAAGGCAUUUUAGAUGUUUGAAAGAUGGGAUUGUGGGUCAGAUUCAGGCAACCAAGAGAGCCAUGGGUGAAAAGGAUACUGCUGCACCCGGCACAACCAGAGGCGAAACACCAAGGCUUAGGAUUCUUGACCAAACACUGAGGCAACAGAGGGCGUUUCAGCAAAUGAACAUGAUGGAGAGCCAUCCAUGGAGACCCCAACGCGGCCUUCCCGAGCGAUCCGUUUCUGUUCUUCGAGCGUGGCUUUUUGAGCAUUUUCUCCACCCGUACCCAAGCGAUGUUGAUAAACAUAUCUUAGCCCGCCAAACUGGUCUCUCAAGAAGCCAGGUAUCCAAUUGGUUCAUUAAUGCGAGGGUGAGACUGUGGAAACCCAUGGUUGAAGAUAUGUACGUAGAGGAGACAAAAGAGCAAGACAACAACUUGACUUCCUCGGAUGGAGUUACAGAUCUUGAUGAGAACGGCCGGCAAAAUCAAAACCCGCUUCGAACACGCAUUGAGGAUCAAAAACCUACCCAGGACCAACUUGUCCGAAUAGACUCUGAGUGCCUCUCAUCCAUCAUCAGCAAUAACCCGGACAAAAAUCACUCUAAAAGCAGUACUAAAGCCUUUCAAAACCACCAUAUCCACAUGCACCAACAACACGGUUUCGGGCGUGUCGCCGAGGCAUAUGGGGCGAUGGAGCUGGACUUUUCAUCUUAUAAUCAACACCCGGCUGGUGCGGUGUCUUAUGCCAAUAACAGUGCUACUCAGAAUAUAAACAGUGGUGGUGUGUCUUUGACAUUAGGGUUGCAGCAGCAUGGUGGGAGUGGGGUGAGCUUGGCCUUCUCGCCUGCCUCGCAAAGUUCUCUGUUUUAUGCUAGAGACCACAUUGAUGAAUGCCAAACAGUUCAGUACUCGCUUCUUGAUAGCGAAGGACAGAAUCUCCCGUACAGAAAUUUGAUGGGAGCGCAGCUGCUCCACGACUUGGCUGGAUAGAAUCGAAUAACUAGCUAAGUCCGAUGUGGUUGGAGAGUUUGGAGAAAAAUUCUUAUCAAAGGCGGUGAAUUUUAUUGGUGAUGGCCGUAGAUAAAUUGUUUUAGGUACAUAUAUAUUAUAAAUACUUCAUACAUACAUGAUACAUAAAGCUAUACUUGGUUGGAUAAUAGUAUAUGAAUAUGAUGAUCUCACGAUCCAUGGCGAGCUAGCUGGUGAUUUUUUGGAAACUUUUCUUGAUUAUUGUAAGAACAUGAUCCACCUUAUAAUUAUUACCUUUAGGCUAAGUUGAAACUGCUGGUGAUUGAUGCAAUGAAUAUACUUAAUUAA